Messenger RNA from Caenorhabditis sp. 36 PRJEB53466, 3572 nucleotides. Lineage: Eukaryota; Metazoa; Nematoda; Chromadorea; Rhabditida; Rhabditidae. The record is from the annotation of a GenBank genome assembly.
AUGAUUGGAUUGGGUAGAAGCGGCUUCAAAGCAGGACGCCGCGCACUUUCGUCCGCUGCGGCCCAGGUAAGGAGUUUAAUAGAAAUUAUAUUUAAAAACAAUCUUCAGGCGUCGGCGACCGCCACUUCGCAGCCGCCUCCAAAAUCGACUGUAGAGGUUUCAUCCGCACCUUCCCACCGCAAACCGUUUGUGAAAUUCGCGAACAAUGUGCCUCCAACUCCCGUGGAGCAGAUUCGCCUGCAGAAAAAGUAUCAGGAGGGUUUGGAGAGCAACAAAUUUGAGACACUGCACGACGCCGUCGAAUAGUAAGCGAUUUCCGAGUUUUGCAGCAAAACUAGUGAGUUUUAGCAUCGAAUGGCGCGGAACUGUGUUCCCGCAGACAAUUUCCAAAAUCAUCAGUCUUUUGGAGAAGUCUUCCGAUCUUGCGACGCUCUCUGAUCGUCAGCUCGCCGUUAUUCUCUCGGUGUUCGGUGCCACGUGUGACACGCUCUCCCGUCAAAUUCGUGCUCAACAUUUGCAAAAGGUCGAAGCGAUUCUUAAGGAGAAGGGCGUCGUUUUGGGACUUUCGGCUCGGAAUCAAUUGAUCGAGGCGAAAAUCGACAAUAGAAGUCAGUUGGAUGCGGUGGAGGAGCUGCAAGCGUUCGAGGAGAGCGGAAUUGAGCUGGACGGAAAGUCGUACGCAUUGCUCUGCGAAAUCUAUGCCAAACAGUCGAAUACCAAAGCUAUUACGUGAGUUUGGAUCUUCUUUUGAGUCAGUCCAUAUAGUUUCUUGCAGUGAUAUCAUUGCUCACAUGAAAAGUGUCGGAAUCCCGCUCACCGAAGACCACGUCGCUCAACUGGUGUACUCGGUGGCGAGAGGAGGAAAUUACUCACACGUCGGACGCGUUGUUGAUGUACGUAUCACCUUUUACAGCUAAUUUAUGAUUUAAUCUGUGAAUCUUCAGACGUUUGCCACAUCGAUGAACGUGGUCCGUCUCCGGUGUGCGGCCGCGAGAGCAAUUGCCGAACGGGAGAAGAACGAGUCGGGACGAGGAGGAUACGAAGUUACGGAAAUGCUGAGAGCCGUCCCCACAACUGCCAAGAUGCACUCAGUACGAAUACCGAAAUCAAUAACUGUUAAAACCAAUUUUUCAGUUCGACAAUAACAUCUACGUGGUCAAUGUACUGAUGGAUCUUGUGGAGAACGGGCAGCUCGACGCGUUUUCGCUUCUCUCCUCAUACCUGAUCGUCUCGGAGUCCGGUUCAACUCUCGGAGACAACAAGCUAAAUCUGCCGUUAGUCGCCCGAGCAAAGUCACUUCUUAGCGAAGGAAAUAUCGAAGAAGCGAUAGUUCUGUACUCUUGCGUCCACCCCAACUAUUCUAACGAGUACGUCUCACUGGCUUUGUCGGAACUGAAUUUAUUUUUUUUUGGUUGCAGUUUCUUCCUUCAAAAUCUGCAACGAACACUCGAGGAGAGCGUUAAGCAAGUCACACCGGACAGUCUACAAUCGUACCUGAAAACGGUCACGUUAGCCGAGAAUAAAGGACUUCUCCAGAGCGCCAACGAGUUUCUGCUCACUUCUUGCUCGAGAAACACACUUCCAGCCUUCUUGACAAUCUUUGAACACGUACAGAACUCGGGUGACGCUCGAACUAUUCUUGGUCACAAUCCUGGUCUGAAAAAGCCAAUUGCUCGGCAGCUGGCUCAUUUGCUCGUGAAAAAGACGUCUCCGACAAAGCAGAUGGAGCUUUUGUCGAAAAUUGCCAUCGUACUUUUUGCGCCGUCGGCCGUGGAGGGAGGAGCCGAUCCCUGGCGAGCCUAUGAGAUAGUAUACAAGAUUGCCAACAAAGGUGUGUCGAAAUGUCGUAGGAAAGUUCCGCAUUUAAUGUAUUACAGACAUCAAACUGGUUCUCCCAGCGCUCGACCAAAUGCCCAGCACAGUCUGGCACGAGAAGCGCGAAUUCGCCACCGGAAUCGUUCAUCAGCUGCUCUACUCGGACUCUUCUGAUCAUUUGGCGACGGAAAAGCUUCAAAUCCUUCUGGAAUCGAACAAAAUCGGACAGCUCAACUCGGUCCGCUUGCACAAAUGGCUAACCAAAUAUUUAUUAGCCGACAGCACGUCGACGAAACGCCUGAAAAUCGUUGCCAAAAUUCUCGCCCUGGACUUCCGUCCGCCAGAGGCCGGACCCGCAAAACUGCGAUUUGGGGGCAGAAAUCUCGUCAGAUUCUUCUCGAACGAGGCAAUUUCGGCGAAACACACCGCUCAGCUUGUGCAACUCCUGGAAGAUGAGGGCCGAGUUUCGCUAAGCACCGAGGAACUUGUCGAUGCCCAAAAAGUGCUCUCCGGAGCCCCUGAAAAACUCGAGUUGUUAAGAAAACUGAAGAAAAGUGUGACGUGGCAAAGAUGGCGGUCGAGCGACGUGGAGCAACUUCUCAAGGAGCUCCAAAGCUUCUCGGAGGAUGUGAAUCCGGCGGUGAAGCUCACGUUGAGACGAGUUAUUGUAGAGAAAACAUUGAGGGAACACGGCGACGACUUGGAUUUUCUGGUGCAGAUCUUGGAGAAAGCCUCCGAAUGGCGAAAAGAGGAGGUGGACGAGGAAAACUUGUUGAGAAAGCAGCUUAUCGAUAAGAUUGGAGUACUGGAGUAUAUGACACUCUCGAAAGCACUUUCGGCCAACGACAUGGUGCUUGCGGAUCGAAUCUGGCAGCUUCGAUCUCCCCGUAAACUCAAGGCGGACGUCCUCCUCUCCUACGCGUCUCGACUUUUUAUCCAAGGAAACCUGGAAAGAGCUGAUGAAGUGUGUGCUUUGCUGCGUCAAUCAUCGCAGACGAUUCGCCCACAAACACUCGAAAAAAUGGGUCGACGUCUGAAAGGAGUGGAUGUCGAAAAAAUGAGCGAACUGGCAGAAUAUCUAGGCAAAACAUUCAACUUGAGGUCGAAAGACAUGCGAAGAGUUGUGCUGCAAGCGAAGACCGAUCUCCUUACCAGGCUCAUUAAAGCCAACGACUUGGCCGGAGCCCUUCGGAUUGCCGUUGAGGAAACAAGCGCAUCGGGAAGAGCAUUCGGACAAGUGCCCCUCAUGAUCGCAGCCAUCAAAUGCAACGAUCGUCAGACGCUCGAGAGCGUGCACACGAUGGUACGAUCGGCCCACGACACGGAAAUGGCUAAUAUCAACCUCGCGUAUGCCCUAAUCCAUGCGGAUCACACGAAGCGCGCCCGUGACCUCGUCGAACGACAGAAUCUGAACGUCGGCGACAGCGUCCUGCAAUACUUUACGACUAUCGCAUCGACUGAGGAUAAUCCGAGACUUCUCAAGGAUUUGUUCAUCGUGUUCAAUGGAAGAGCGUCGACUUUGGAGCUGAACAAACUGCUCGAGCUGGCCACGAAGAAGAUGUGUAAGUUGUGGAAGGAACUUUUCAAAAUUCUUCUAAUUUCUUCCUUUUUCAGGGAUAAACAACGAUUUAGAGUCGCUGGACGAGUUGUCGCGUGAGAUCGAGACGACGUCGUUCCCACUGACAAACAAUGUGCGCACCUUCUUUGACAACAUCAAAUCGAAGCAUUUCGCCGCUGAAAAUGCUGAUUUUGAUUGA